AUGAACAGCCUUGACUUCGAGUCAGAGGACUUGAGUUUGGAUUGCUACCAGGCUUCGGGCUGGCGGCGGCUGCCGACGGCAUGGUUCCACAUGUUGUUUGUCGAGUGCAUCCACAUCUAUCUGGCAGUUUUCGCUUGGUUCAGACUUGUAACAAACGUCAAUCUGCGCACUGCCAUGGGCGCUCACUUUCAACUCCAGGGUCACCUCGAAGGCUAUUUCUACAACCUCUUCCUGUUUGGCUCUACAGCAUCAACAUCACUUCAUCUGUCCAAUGUCACUGAUACGUUCUUCCUGGGCCAAGAGCAACAGGAGCAGCCGACUGUCUUCUACAAUGGCUCCGUGCUCACACUUCCGUCCACCAGCAUUGACGGAGCCAACAUCCCAUGGAUUGUCCUGGUUUGGUUGCUGCCAUUGGGCGCUGCUUUCUUGAUGCUUCUUCAUCUGGUCCUGCUCGCCCGACGACGUAUAUGGAGCUUCGAUUGCGGGGCAUACCUGCAGUUCAGCUGGGACAUCGUGCGCACGCCAGAAUACAGGUGGUCAGUGGGACUGAUGGCGUUUGCUGCAAUCUUGCUUCCUGUUGUGUGGAUAUUGCAGAUUCUGCUGUUCCAUCUUCCAGACCAGUGGAACGUUCUCAAGGGAAGUGUUCUGAGCGGAUUGCUGCUCUUGUUUGCCUUGGAGCUCGGUCUCAAGAGAAAAAGCUCGUAA
Messenger RNA from Symbiodinium sp. CCMP2592, 705 nucleotides. NCBI's taxonomy places the organism in Eukaryota, Dinophyceae, Suessiales, Symbiodiniaceae. The record is from the annotation of a GenBank genome assembly.